UUAAUGUUAUACAAUCUAUUAACAAAUUCGCUGGAGAAAUUUCUCAAAUGAAAACUUUAAUAAGAUACAUUCAAAUAGGCAGUAUUGAGAAAUCUAUUAAUGAACUUUGUUCAGAACUCAAUGAAUGUAUCAAUUCAUCAAAAUUCAUUAAAAAAAAUAUUCAAGUUGAAAAAGUAAUUAAACAAUUCAAAGCCGAUCAAGCUGAUUUAAAUAAAUUUCUGGAAGAAAUGAAAAUUGAGGAUAAAGAAAUUGGUGAUAAGAAAAUUAGAGAAGAAGUUUCCACAAUGGUGGUUAAAGUCAAUGCAAUGCAUAAUACAAUGGAAAGAUUAAGAAGCGGGAGAAUUAACUCUGUACAUGAUCAAACGAAAAUCGAUAAAAUUUUCGGGGCUCAUAAGCUAAAUUUUACGGAUUAUAAAGAAAUUCAUGUUGGACAGCGGCAGAGUGUGACUAAAUGGGUAGCUGUUAAAGAUCAAAGUCAACAAAAAUAUCGGGAACCAUUUUCUGAAAAUAGCGGAAUCCCCGAGGAAUUCAAAAAAUUAGCCAAUAAUGCUGUUAAUUUCGAUUCAAAUUUCAGACCAAAUCUUGCUGAGAUGGUUAUAGUUCUUGGAAAUUGUUUCAAAGGAUAUCCAUUAAAAUCUUAUUGCUCAUGUCCUUUACCAAACCAAAAUUUUGAAUUGCAAAAUCCAAAACGAUCAUUCAGUAUUGAUCAUUUUGAUAAGUUGCCAGAUUUCGUAUCAUUCAAUUUCAUUACACUUUCUGAAGCGGUAAUUCAACAUAAAUUUGAAAAUAAUGAUAGAGAUAAAGUCGCUGCAUAUAGAUGUUUCGAUGCAUAUUCAGAAUUUGAUCAAAUCAAAGUUAAAUAUUUUAAGGCAUAUUACAUUUCAAAAAGAUUCGAUGAAUUACAUCUUAGCCCUAAUAAUAGAGAUAAAAUUGCCGCGCAAUUAUUUAAAGAAGUUGCUGAUGAUGAUGUAGCAAAUGAAGUUCCUGAAGCGAAAUUAAGAUAUGGAGAUUAUGAACAAAAAGCGAUUCAUUACAUGAAAUUGGCUGUUUAUAAUGGUUAUGAACUUGCUAUUAAAUUUUGUAGGGAUCAUGAUAUUGCUUUUUAA
This is a messenger RNA of Funneliformis mosseae, 1106 nucleotides long. NCBI's taxonomy places the organism in Eukaryota, Fungi, Glomeromycota, Glomeromycetes, Glomerales, Glomeraceae. The record is from the annotation of a GenBank genome assembly.